AUGUUUAUCAUGAAAAAUGUCACAAAUAACGAUAUCUCCCUGCCGGGAAUCGUGAACGAAAGCCAAUAUAACACUGUGUUAAUAUUUAUCUGUGCUGGUUUUACUAUCUUUGCAUUCUUCGGGAUAAUAUCAAAUGCUGUCAACAUCAAAACAUUCUUCGCAAUGGGACUCAAGGACAGUGUUACAGUAUCAUUCCUUGCUUUGUCUGUAUUUGACUUGACUUAUCUUAUUAGUACAUGUUGUUUCACAAUCGCAUUAGCCUUUAGUUUAAUUGAGAAGGAUUAUUUCAAACACUUUCCUAUUGAACCUUACGGAGUGUACAUAUUAUUUGGCCAUGUACUGAUACUGAUUAAUGUAACCAAUACGUUAACUACAACUUUUUUAGCAGUUGCGCGUUGUAUGUGUGUGGCCAAACCGCUUCACUUUAAACAUUCUUUUACUGUCAAAAGAACGGUAGUUAUCAUGACAGGUUUUGCUGUUUUUGCAGUAGCUAUCUACACCCCGCUUCUCGCCAAUAUGGGAAUGGUCCCUAGACUCGACCCAAAGACUAACACAUCUAGACCAAUGCUUUGGCUAUCACCGUACAGAGAUUCUGUCAAAAAUGUCGUAUGGACUUUAAUACAGACCUUGUUGCCCGUUGUGACGGAUUUAUCUCUCCGCACGGCUUUCAGAUUCAGGAAAGCUUCACAAAUUUCUGUAUGUGACAGAGAAGUCUCCAAUGCUAAAGGAAAAACUGAUUCCUCUAAUGAUACCUCUGACAAAUUAUCUGGGAAAGACAUUCGUGUGGUUAAACAGGUAACUUUUAUUUCUUUAGUUUAUAUAAUGUGUAACACACCGAAGGUGGUAACGAGCAUAGUCAGUCUCAUUGAAGUUGAAUUCAGUCUUAGACAAAGGUAUAAUAAUUUAUACCUCUGCUUUAAUUAUUUCCGUAUGAAUUUUGAAAUUUUUAACGCUUCAAUUAAUACGUUUAUUUACUAUGCCUAUAAUACAAAAUUUAAAACCACUCUGUCUCGGCAAUAG
Candidula unifasciata is the source of this 1020-nucleotide messenger RNA. Lineage: Eukaryota; Metazoa; Mollusca; Gastropoda; Stylommatophora; Geomitridae. The record is from the annotation of a GenBank genome assembly.